GCCAGAUGUAUAGAUGAUUCCAUUUAACUAAUCCAUUCUAUAUUCUUGCGAAUAUCUAAAGAUGAACGAUAGAUAAAUACGUGAGGAAGAAUUUCAUCCCUGAUGACACAUUUCAAAGUCAAGACCACGAGUCCCCUAAACGCCGUAUUUGCCGUAUCUAUAAAUACUGUACAUGUAUUAAUCUACCUAUAUCUUCAGGGUUCAUUAUGGAUACAACAGAGAAGAAUAAUACUGAAUGUUAUGAAAAAUAUGAACAACUUACAUCAUACACGAAUAUAACAAAGGAAAAGUUUGAAAAAGAAUAUAAAAAACUCUUUGAUAAGGAAACAAAAAGAAAAAGAUUUUAUCUUCUGCUUCUUAAUGAACUAGAAAAAGCUAUGUCAGACGGUGACCUUAAUAGUUUAAAAAAAUUUGACAAUUUUAUUGGAUAUAUAAACGACAUAGAAACCACGACUACAUUGAAAUAUUUCUAUGACAGUGGAGAGAACCCUAUGGAAAACAGCAAUUUAAUUAUCUUAGCUUGUCAAUAUAACAAAGUUGAGAUUCUAAAGUACAUACUCAGCAAUAGUGGAAUUCGAAACAGAUUGUCUCUUGAUAUUGGGAAAAGUGCUAUAGAAUUUAAGGAUCAAGAUGAAGAACGCCAUAAUGCUUUUUAUUACUCUAUACGUUCAAACAAUGUUGAACUUCUUGAUACGCUGAUUAAGAAGUGGCCUGGCGAUUAUUUUGCUACCUAUCCAGAACAAUUAGAUGAAGUUCUUUCAAGCGCCUACGAAGAAUUGAAGUUAAAGAAUGUGUCACUGUCGGAUGAGAUACAAAUUUAUAUUGAAAAUAAAUUGAUAAAUCUUCGUUUUUUUUCUGACAACGUUAAAAAAAAUAAAAAUAAAAAUAAAGCUUUGAAUAACAAUUUUGAUAACGUGAAAAAACGCAUUGAAUUGGUGCUCCAAAAUAUUAAUUUAUUGACGACAGAAUAUCCGAACACAAAGAAAGUAGAUGAUAAAUUUCUAUUCGUAAUCAAAUUUAUUGCACAAAAUAUUCAUAUCUUAAAACGGCAACUGAAAUCGACAUAUAACAAGAUACCUUGGGAAGAGAUGGAGUUUUGUUUGGUUAGUUUCGUUUCUUCACACGUGAAACAACAAGAAUUGAAUUUAUUUUAUCGAGCCGUAUUAAACAAAAGCAAAAUACUUGAUUAUCUGAAGAAUUUUGCAGAGGUACUUGGAAACGUAAAGGAGCCCGAGAUGUUCACUCAUCUCCCAAAAGGGGAACGGCCGGAAAUUGUUGCAAAAAUAAUCGAUAAUUAUCCUCAAUUCGAAGAACUGUAUAACGAUUAUCAACAAAUUAGAGACAUCUGCUCUUUACAAAAAAUGAAAGAUUAUGUACAGCUGGGCUCAUUGAUUGAUCCUGCAGAGAAACAUGCGCGAUUGAUCAUUAUAAGAAUUUUACAAGUCAUCGGGGAACAUCUAAAAAAUUCUUUGGAAUCUCCCAAGUUAUCCGAUUUUAUGAACGAAGUUCUGUUACUGUCGUUGUCGAAAAACACCAGAAAAGUCGUCAUAAAUCUGCGUGACUUGCUGUCACAUGCUCAUUCACUUAAGAAAAGAACAGAAAUCGAAAAAAAUAUGACUGUUAAAUUUCUUAUUGGCGUUCAAAAUGAUAUUAAGAAAAUUGGCGAUGAUAUCAAUAAUAUCCUGCAUAAGGAAAAGAUGAAAGUCAUCAAGACACUAUGCAAAAGAAUUGAGAACAGUGAAUGCUUGGAUGAAAUAAAAGAAGUCGCAGAAACGUUUGUUAACACAGGCAAUGAGUUUGAUAUAAUCGAAGAAGAGUUCCAAACAAUGGAGUGCAAUGAACUUCAGAUCCUUAUCAAAGAACUAAAUAACAGCACAAUUGAGAAGACUGAAAACGAACAAAAGCUUCUCGAUAGAGUACAGUAUGUAAUCAAUCUGUUGAAAAAUAAAUGGGUAAACAUGAAACGUGAAUAUUUGACGAGAUUUAAAAUGUUGAGAGAGAACAUCCGAAGCAUUAGUGAAACAAAGAGCAAUAAUACUACUAUUAUAAUUACGAAACGCUUUGCUAAGAAAUUGAAGAACAUAAUUCCAACAGAAACGUGUGACCUUGAAGAAAUCGUUGAAUUGUUGCUAUCAAUUAUGUGUAGCUUCAGUUUCAGAUUAGUGGUCGACGAUUUUGAUAAAGUUUGCUGUAUAAUUCUAAAAAUGUAUGACAUUAUCAAAUACGAAAUAAGUAAUAUUAAGUGGAUUGAAGAUUUGCGACCAAAAUUAACCGAGAAAGCUUCAGUCAUUCCUGUGUAUACAGAAAAGGAAGAUUGGAAUAUUAGAAAAGAAAAAUAUGAUAAUGAUCUUCAGUUAAAACUAGCUGAAUUAAAAGAUGUCUUGACCGAUAAUAAAUUGAUGGGAAAUUCAGUUCAGAAUCUGUUCUUUUAUAAGACCAGUAAAAAGUUGCAAUCAGUGAUCGAAAUGCUUGUUUUAGAUAUAAUGUCGAUCCUAGGCGAAGAAUAUCUAGAAAAGAAUUUAUUCUUUUUGGACGAUAACUCUCCUUCGUUAACUGGAAAAUGCUUGCGCAAUCAUUUGGCACACGACAAUACUGUAAACAAUAUACUGUUAUCAGAUCCUAUGUUAAAUAUUAUCCUGAAUGCUAAGAAGCUUGUCUCAGAGAAUAUAAUGGAAAGUAAGAAAAAAAUUGGCAAAUCAAUGGAAGAUGGUUAUUUGAAAAUGAGAAACAAAUAUAAUCAAAGCCUUAUCACUAUCGUCAAUCAACAAGAAAUGUUUGCAGCAUUAGAAUUGGGACGUUUCGAUGACUUAAAGAGUUGUCUUCGAAAAGGAGCCGACAUAUACGCUAGAAAUACUAGCUUAUGGACCGCAUUACAUUUUGCUGCCAAAGGACCGAAUCUCGAAAUCGUGAAAUUUCUUCUCAGGCUCGAUUUAAACAUCAACGUUAAGAACGUCGAUGGUCAGAAUCCGUUACACAUUGCCGCUGCAAAUGGGAGGACAAAUAUUGUAAAAUAUUUUGUAGAUGAGCGGGGUUUCGAUGUAAAUGACACGGAUAGUUAUGAGAAAACACCGUUGCAUCUUGCGGCACAAGGCAAUCACAAAGAUACUGUCAAGGUUUUGUUAAAAAAUGGAAGUGAACUCGAUAUGCAUGACAUAGAUUGGUACACGCCUUUACAUCACGCAGUAAGGAAUAAAUGUAUCGAUAUCGUUAAGAUUUUGAUGGUGCAAUCUGCACAUUUUAACAUUAACGAGAGAACCAUAGGUGGCUUUACUGUAUUGCAUACAGCUGCGGAAUUCGGUUACUUGGAGCUAGUCAAUCUGUUCCUUCAAAAUAAAGCAAACGUUUCAGUUAGAAACGAAUAUAAUGUCACACCGUUACAUAUAGCAGCUAUCUACGGCCACCUGGAAGUAGUUAAUGCUUUAAUUUCGGCAGGGGCAAUUGUUAAUGCCAGAGAUAUACGUGGUUACACACCGUUGCAUAAUGCCAUAAUACAAGGUCACGAGGCAAUAGAAAAAGUCUUGUUGACAUAUGGAGCCGAUAUCAAUGCCUGCGAUAAAAUCUAUAACUAUACACCUUUGCAUUAUGCUGUAAUAUACGGAUAUGAAGAAAUAGUUCUCGAUUUGCUGAAACAAAAAGCUAAUAUCAACGUUACGACUAUUAUUGGCAUAACUCCAUUGCACUUUGCAGCGUAUCAUGGCCACUUGGAGGUGGUUAACAUCCUUAUAGAUCACGGUGCCAACGUUCACGCUAAAGACAAAGAUGAAGCUACAGUACUCUAUCAAGCAGCAGUCGGAGGUCACAAGGAGAUAAUCGAUCUUUUGUUAAAAACUGAAGCAAGUCUUAACGUUAGGACCAUUAGUGGUUCAACACCAUUGCACGCUGCUGUUAUGAAAAAUCAAAUGGAAGUUGUUGAUUUUUUAAUACAAAAUGGGGCUAAAAUAAAUGCUACAGACAAUAAUGGCAGGACACCUCUACACGUUGCUGCCGCUUCACCUCGUAAUAAACACAUUAUCGAAUUAUUGAUGAGAAACGAAGCUGCAGUCAAUGUUAAAGAUAAAAAUGGUGUGACUCCGUUACAUAUAGCUGCUUAUAACGGUUGCAUAGAUAAUGCUCUUCUACUCAUCAAAAAUAAAGCUAACGUAAAUGCUGUACACAUAUUUAUUACUGACGACGUGAAUGUGAGAUGUUUCACACCGUUGGAUUUAGCGAUUCUUACUGGUCAUAAGGAAGUUGUUGAAAUUUUACUCACAAACGGAGCCAUAAUUAAUGAUAACAAUAGGUAUCUCUCACCUUUUCUUACUGCUGUUAUAUACAACAAGAAAGAAAUCGUCGAACUACUCAUAUCAAAGGGAGCUAAUGUUCGUUCAGUGGGUAGUGAAGCUUUGAUAACUGCAGUUGUUAAAGGUUACAGAAAGAUUGUAGAGAUUUUACUGAGAAACGAAGUUCCCGUUAACAAAGAAUUCAAUGGUGCUACAUUAUUACAUUUCGCUGCUAGAAAAGAGAUAGUAAAUGCAUUGAUAUCACGAGGAGCUAACGUUAAUGCUGUUGGAAUGUUGAGCCUGACACCUUUGCACGCGGCGAUACGUGCAGGUCACGAUGGAGUAGUCGAAACGUUCAUAAAGAAUGGAGCGAAAAUCAAUGCUGAAUCUGAACUUGGUACGCCUCUGCAUGUGGCAGUAGCUAACGGUCACUAUAAUAUCGUACAAAUUUUACUGAAUAAUAAAGCAAGGAUCGACGUUAAAGAUAAAGAUAAUCGAACAGCUUUAGAAUUAGCUGUAGAGUAUGGUGAUUUGGAAGUAGUUAAGUUAUUGUUGCUGUCCAAGCAGGUGGAAAUGAAUACUAAAUACAACGGCUUGACGUUACUGCAAAUUGCUUCGCAGCAACCGAACUUGGAAAUGGUAAAAUAUCUGGUAGAUGAAGGGGCUGAUAUCAAUGUUGAAAGUCAGUUUCGGCAGAGUUCGAAGCCAAUACACAUCGCAGCCAGAGAAGGUCACAAAGACAUCGUAGAAUACUUUCUUAGCAAAGGACUGAGUGUCAAUGAGCUUGACAUAGAUAACAACACCUUGUUACACUACGCUGUACAGAACUGUCGGUUGAAAGUCGUAAAAUAUUUAAUAGCAAAGGGUGCUGACGUUAAUGCUAAAACUAAUCUAGACCGGACUCCUCUACACCUCGCUGUCGCGAAUAAGUGCAAAGAUAUUAUAGAAAUUUUACUAAAAAACGGCGCAAUGUUCAAUGCCGUCGACAAGAUGAAUAAACUUCCAUGGAAUAUGACAAAUGAUGAACAUAUCGUAGAACUACUAACUGUAACUGGGAAAUUGUUUAAAGCUGUAAACCGCGGAGACUUAAAUAACGUUGAAAAGUACAUUAAAGCAGGAGCGUUUGUUAACGCGAAGGAUGUUAAGAAUGUAACAGCGUUACAUUAUGCCGCGUGGAAAGGUUACGAUAGAAUUGUCGAUAUUUUACUAGAAAAUGCAGCUAAUCCAAAUGUGAUUAUUAACGGAUUUACGCCACUGCAUUACGCUGCCAAGUUCUCUCACUUUAAAGUUGUAACGCUCCUUUUGUCGAAGGCUGCAAUGUACAAUGCUGUUUCUAGCACUGAUAAAACCCCGCUGGAUUUGGCUACAGACGAAAAAAUAAUACAUUUACUCAAAUUAAUAAGCAACUUAUUUGAGAAUGUUAAAAGCGAUAAUGCAGGAGUAAUCGAUGACCUUAACAGGAUCAACGAUGUGGGUACGGUAAGGGCAGUAAUGAAUGCCCGCAACGAAGGAAACAGAUCGCUGGUGGUUGCUGCGAUACACAGCAAUUUUACAAACGUUGAGAGGCUUAAAGAAGUAUCGCAAGGCAAUAUAUCUUAUCAGAUUGGUAGAGGAUUAAACCAGCUAAAGCAAGGUAAUUGGAAGGUGGCUUUCAAUUGUCUUAGAAAUGCACUGGAGAAGAGAAGAAUAAUAUUAGGACCAGAUAAUCCGGGUACCUUGGAUAUUCAAACACAUCUUGCUACAAUAUUAACCGAACAAGGAAAGUAUCAAGAAGCUUUAGAAAUGUGAGAAGAGAUUUUCCA
This is a messenger RNA of Ceratina calcarata, 6061 nucleotides long. RefSeq lists its product as uncharacterized. NCBI's taxonomy places the organism in Eukaryota, Metazoa, Arthropoda, Insecta, Hymenoptera, Apidae. The record is from RefSeq and is a predicted model, not a curated record. The transcript has a single exon. Gene Ontology annotation, molecular function: protein binding. The coding region runs from base 207 to 6047 and encodes 1946 amino acids.